Molecule: messenger RNA, 3738 nt
Organism: Gigantopelta aegis
Lineage: Eukaryota; Metazoa; Mollusca; Gastropoda; Neomphalida; Peltospiridae
Exons: 1
Coding region: 1-3738 (1245 amino acids)
Biological process (GO): DNA integration
Molecular function (GO): nucleic acid binding
Source: RefSeq, a predicted model, not a curated record
AUGUCAAAAAACUGCAACUACGAACAGUUGAGAGAUUCUUUGAUAAGAGAUCGGAUUGUUGUAGGCGUUGGUGACAACCACACGAGGAAACGGCUACUACUGAUGAGAAAUCUGAACCUUCAGCAAUGUCUAGAUACCGCUAGGGCAUAUGAAUCCACAAAUCAGCAUCUUCAAGAGAUGGCUCAGGGAAAAUCGGAAGACGUUCAAGCUUUUCAGCAUAGAACAAAGAAAAAGUCUACUGUUGGUCUGCAGGUUGGUCAAAAGAGAGUUACUUUGAUCAACUAUUAUUACUGUGAUAAACGACAUCCCAAGAGGAAAGAGGAGUGUCCUGCUUGGGGAAAGACCUGUAAUAUCUGCAAGAAAGAAAACCACUUUGCUUUAAAAUGUCCUACUAGGAGAUUCAAACCAAGGAGUGAUCGAAAACAAAAAUCUAAAGAAAAACUAUAUACAGUAGAAGACAACUCUGAUGACAGUAGUGAGGGAAGUCUUAUGUCCGUGGAUGCUAUUGCUGAGGUUGCUGCUGUUAAUGUUGGUGGUGAAACAUAUCCUACUAGAAUCUUUGCGGACAUGAUAGUAAACGGACAGAAAGUGAACUUUCAGAUAGAUAGUGGAGCGAGUGUAAACGUAAUAUCUGAAGCAGUAUAUUCAGGUUUGUCUGAAGAAAAGCUGGAAACUAGUAACACUACACUUAUUAUGUUCAACAAAUCUCAGAUCAAACCAGUAGGAAAAUGCAGAUUAAGGAUUCUCAAUCCUAAAACUAAGAAAGAAUACAGUGCAGAGUUCCAAGUUGUAAAAGAGAAAUGUCGAUCUGUAUUGGGGUCGAGAACCGUGCAGAAAAUGAAACUAAUAACUGUGAAUCAAAACAAUUUUGAGUCUGUACAUGGUGUGGAGACCAUGCUUCCUCUCAGGAAAAAAGACAUUGAAACACAGUUCACUGAUGUGUUCACAAGAGAUGGUAAACUGGAAGGAGAGUUACAUCUAGAAGUGGAUCCAGCGGUAGUACCAGUACAGAUACCACCAAGGAAACUGCCUUUGGCAAAAAAGACAAUGGUCAAGAAACAUAUUGACAGACUUGUCAAGAAAAAUGUUUUGGCUCCUGUCUCAGUACCUACAGAUUGGGUGUCUUCUAUGGUAGUAUGCAAUAAACAAAGUGGCAUACGUCUCUGUAUAGACCCAACACCUUUAAACAAAGCUUUGAAGAGAAACCACUAUCCAUUACCCACGAUUGAUGAUAUCCUUCCUGAACUGUCAACGGCUAAGUUGUUCACUGUACUUGAUGCAAAAGAUGGGUUUUGGCAUGUUGUCUUAGAUGAAGAGUCUAGUUACUUAACUACAUUCUCAACUCCAUUUGGUCGUUACAGGUGGAAGCGGAUGCCAUUUGGAAUUUCUCCAGCGCCUGAGGAAUUUCAAAGGAGACUGCAAGAAGCUCUAGAAGGAUUAGAAGGAGUGGCUGUUGUAACUGAUGACAUACUACUAUAUGCACUGGAUGAAGCUGAUCAUGAUCGUAAACUAGUUUUGUUGUUGAGGAGAUGCCAAGAGAAAGGUAUUCGGCUCAACAAAGACAAAAUGAAGUUUAAACAGACUGAAGUUAAAUAUGUUGGACAUACUCUAACUGCAUCAGGUCUGAAACCUGAUCCAGCCAAAGUUGAAGCAAUCAUUAAGAUGCCACCCCCUUCUGAUAAACAAGGAGUGCAACGCUUGAUUGGGAUGGUGAACUACGUUGCCAAGUUUGCUCCACAGCUAGCAACAGUCACUGCUCUGAUUCGGGAAUUACUGAAAGCAGAAGUAGCGUUUUACUGGGAUGAGACUAUACAAGGGAAAGCUUUCAGCAAAGUGAAAGAUAUUCUGUCAAGGGCUCCUGUCCUUGGAUACUUUGACAAUGAUAAGCCAGUAGUUUUGCAAUGUGAUGCAAGCCAGCAUGGGCUUGGAGCUUGUCUUAUGCAGGAGGGAAAACCUGUUGCAUAUGCUUCACGAUCUCUGAACACAACAGAAUGUAAUUAUGCACAGAUCGAAAAAGAACUUCUAGCGAUCGUGUUUGGUGUUGAAAAAUUUGAAACAUACUUGUUUGGCAGAUCUUUUACUGUGGAAUCGGACCACAAGCCGCUGGAAAGUAUUUUCAAAAAGAGCCUACUGAAUGCGCCAAAGAGACUACAAAGAAUGCUGUUGAGACUACAAAAGUUUGAAUUUGUCUUGGUAUAUAAGAAGGGAUCGUCAAUGUUCAUGGCAGAUGCUUUGAGCAGAGCAUACAUACCACAUCUGACAAAAGAGGUACAUGAUGGUGAAGUAUUUCAUGUGGAUGUGCGGACUGUAACUGAAAAAGAUGUUGAACUGAUAAAUAUGUCGGAGGAUGUAAGGAUGACUCCAGAAACUCUGGAGGAAAUACAACAAGCAUCUGAAACUGAUACAGUGAUGAAUCAACUAAAGAAAAUCAUUGUACAAGGAUGGCCAGAGACAAAAGCAGAAAUACAAAUAUCAGUUCAAGAUUAUUUCAACAUUCGGGAUGAGUUAACUGUACAAGAUGGUCUUGUCUACAAAGGAGACCGUAUUGUAAUCCCUACAGCAAUGAGAGGGAAAAUCAAAGAAAGAAUUCACAGAAGUCAUCUAGGAAUUCAAGGAUGCCUUAGACGGGCAAGAGAAGUGGUUUAUUGGCCGAGGAUUAACAAAGAAAUUGAAGAAUGUAUUUCAAAAUGCUCUGUCUGCAGAGAAUUCUCAGUGAAACAACAAAAAGAACCACUCAUCAGUCAAGAGAUACCAGAUCGACCAUGGCAAAAAGUCAGCAUGGACCUUUUCGAAACUGAAGGCUGUGAUUAUCUAGUCAUUGUUGAUCACUAUUCAGACUUUUUCGAAGUUGACAAACUAAGUGCAAACAAGAAAGCAUCACAAGUUAUUGGAAAGAUCAAGGCUCAGUUUGCAAGGCAUGGUAUUCCCGAAGAAAUGUUCACAGACAAUGGACCUCCGUUCAACUCAAAAGAAUUCAGUGAGUUCGCAAAGGAGUAUGGAUGUAUGCAUGUUACAAGUUCACCAAGAUAUCCACAAUCAAAUGGAAAGGCAGAGAGUGCUGUCAAAAUAGCUCAGUCUAUCAUCAAGAAAGCUCACAGAGCUAACACCGACCCAUACAUUGGCCUACUCGACUACUACAACACUCCGACAGAGUUGGUAACCACAUCGCCAGCACAACGGAUGUUUUCUCGCAGAACUAGAACAUUGUUGCCUACUGCUCGACGUCUGCUCACACCAGAAGUAGUCAAAGAUGUCAAAGAAAAACUGUAUUAUCGGAAAGAAAAGCAGGUAAAGUACUACAACAGAAGUACAAAAGAGCUUGAAAGUUUAAAACCUGGUGAUAUUGUGAGGAUACAACCAGUAGAAAAAGGGAAAUGGGUUUUGGCUAAAGUUGAAGGGCAAGUGGAUGUGAGGUCAUACCAAGUGCGAACAGAAAAUGGUAGAACCUACAGAAGGAACAGAAAACAUCUAAGAAAAACGGGAGAAGAGUAUGCACCAGAACCAUACGUACCAGAACCAUGUAUUCUUCCUGUAAACAUUCAACCUAUCCAACCUACCCAGGAGAGAUGCGAAAACAAAGAAGCACAGAGUACUACAAUACAUCAGUCAAUGUCGGAGAUACCAGUUCAGACUAAGACGGUGCGAAAAUCACCCGAGAAGCUGAAACGCGCAUUUGGUGAAAAACGUAUUGUUACAAGAAGCGGAAGAGUGUCCAAACCAAACCCAAAGUUUAAAUAA